Amphiprion ocellaris (clown anemonefish) is the source of this 1134-nucleotide messenger RNA. RefSeq names its product activator of 90 kDa heat shock protein ATPase homolog 1-like. The transcript is spliced from 3 exons. Lineage: Eukaryota; Metazoa; Chordata; Actinopteri; Pomacentridae. The record is from RefSeq and is a predicted model, not a curated record. Bases 39 to 365 code for a protein of 108 amino acids.
GUGUUUAUUUAUUAAGUUUUCGUCUGGUUGCUGUGCAGAUGGUUCAGGCGUUCACACACGGUCCGGCCACAGUGGACGGAGAACGAGGAGGAAAGUUCCGUCUGCUAGAAGGAAACGUUUUUGGUGAAUUCACAGAGCUGAUCCCCGAUGAGAAAAUAGUCAUGAAGUGGAGGUAUAACACCUGGCCCUGUGAGCAUUACGCGACGAUCACGCUGUCGUUCUUGGACCGGAGCAGCGAGACGGAGCUGAAGGUGGAGUGUCGAGGCGUCCCGGACAGCGAGGAGGAGCAGACCAGGGAGGGCUGGAAGAGAUACUACUUCGGCGCCAUCAAACAGACUUUUGGCUUCGGAGCGCGACUCUUCUGAAGACGGUUUCCUGGAUUUUUAAACCUUUCCUCCUUCCAUCUUUCUUUCUUUAUUUUGUUUUGUUUUGCUUUUCUGGCACAAAAAAUGUUGUUAAACUCACGAAAGAGGAGAACCGGUGAGGCCUCCAGCAUCUCCUGUUCUGUGUAAAUGUUUUAAUUUGUGAGCAUAUUUAAAUCUAGAUUUCCCCCUGUGUCUCUCCCCAGUAUUUGUUGUUCAAAGGAGCUCGUGGACUGUGCCUUUGGAACAAAACGGAUCGAGUAAGAAGAAUCUAGUGAACCACUAAACGCAGAAUCGGCUUCUAUAAAUAUGUAAUUAUUGCAAGAGAUGAAAGAAUUAAUGUCUUUUUUUUUCCUUUUACUCGAAGAGAAAAAGAAACGUGUUGUUUUGAAGAUGAAUGUUUAUUUUGUACUCAUUUUACUCGAGUGUUUCCGUGGUGACGACGCUUUCAGCCCAGAUGCAUGUUUCAUUUCGGAGGAUCCUCAGCAGUACUGUAACUUUCAGCAUUUUUAUCCAUUCACACUUGAUUUCCAUCCGCAUCACGAAGCCGGCGGCGUCUUUUCUCAGACCUCCAGCGGAAGUGUUUCCUCUCGCAGGUCGCAGCGUAGCAACUACAGACGUUUUGCUUCAUUUGGCUUCAAACUGUACAUUUCCAGUAAAAGAAAAAAGCGAAAAAAACUCUCAGAACAGAAAAAAAAGCAUCUAUUUAUUCCUCAUUUCAUCCCACCGCCGUGUAAAGAGAUUAGUUUCUUGGAAUAAAUCGAUCCCUGUA